Molecule: messenger RNA, 2730 nt
Organism: Linum trigynum
Lineage: Eukaryota; Viridiplantae; Streptophyta; Magnoliopsida; Malpighiales; Linaceae
Source: the annotation of a GenBank genome assembly
GCCCAUCUCGACGACAGUAAGAACUAUGAAAUCAUCCUUGGAGAGGUAUCUCAAGACUUCCACAUCUAAUUUCAUCUUUGCUAGUUGCUAGCUGUGUAAAGCAACGAGCUGAGACGAAUGAAGAAGGAGCUUAAAUCAAAAUAUCAAUUAUGGAUGGUUGGGAAUUUGUGGAGGGAGAGACGGUGACGUCCGACCGAAGAGGUGGAGGAGGCGGCUCUGUAGGUGGGCGAGAUCGUCCGGAUUUUGCUCGGCGUGGUUCGUAUAGGGUUUUCACAAUCGGGGACUGGAAUGCUACUUUAGGGCAUAACUUCUAAAUCCAACUGAUUUGGCGCAAUUUUUUUUUUUUUUUUUGGGUUAGGAAUCACAUUUUGACCCAAUUUUCUUUUACCAGCUUAACCAAAGCAGAAGCAAUCUUGACAAGAAUCUAAAUAUGUAUACGUGUAUACAGGAAGAUGGAUUAUUAUUAUUAUCAUUAAUUCAUUAUCAAACAGGCAGUAUGCAACAAGAAGUAAUCAAAGAACAAAAUGGAAUACCUGCCUGGAAGCAAGGUACGGGGAAAAAAGAAGGGGGUUGUGGAAGCUCUUCGACGGGAUGUGGAGCUCCGAGCUAAUCGAGGUUGGUAUGCGACGGAGGGGAGAGGCGGGAAGCGACGACAAUGCAGAGGGGAGACUGGGAGAGGCGUCGAUGCGGAGGGGAGAGGUGCCGCCGUUGCGGGGAGCUCAAUAUACUACAAGAAAAAUGUUAUAUAGCGGCACAUAAUUGCGGCAGUUUAUAUAUUUGUCGCUGAAAAAUAAUUUAUGAAGACACUUAUCUCGUUUGUCACUAUAUGAUGUGUCAUUUUUUGUUGUUGUGUGGAUGAUGAUUAGUUUGAUGAUAAAUUUUUGAUAGAAAAUCAUACAAGAAAUUAAUUUUUGUUUUCUUUUACAAAAUAGGGUUAUUGAUGAGAUUAAUUCAACUUCUAGGAUGGUAUUAAGAUCAAAAUGUAAACAUUCUUUUCUUUUUUUUCCCUCCCGAAAUACACAACGAGAAUGUAAACCAUUGUCGUUGUUGGCCCUUUGCUCUUCUUUCUCUCAUAGCCUUUCUUCUCCUACAUGAUCUGAGAAAUAAAUACAAGCUAGAAAAUUCAUUCUCCAUGUUCUUUCAACAAUUCGAAUUAUUGGAGCUAAUUGGUUCUGAAGAAGAAUGUUGUGAAACCGAAUGAAAAUUACCCUUUAAAAAUGGUUGGGAUCGAAAUUCUAUAGCUGAGGGGUGAGAUUGUUCAGAUUCAUGAGCACUCGUCAAUGUAAUUUUCCAUUUCACCACUUGUCUAAGAAUACAAUUUCAUCUUUGAUCAUUCUAUCUUAUCUAAUAGUGCAUAAGAUUUCACAUUUUGUUAUUGAACCAAACCUAUUUAUCAUUCUCUCGAGAGUUAUGUAUGUUAAACCGAUGAUAACCCUUUGCUUAUGUGCUGAAGCAAAAUCAGAUUAAGCAUCAUUUUGUGAUGGUCUAAUGGUAAUGGGACUUAUUUGGUGUUUUGGCCAAGAAAGUUAAAGCAUAUAACGCUGGCUUAGUUACCUUGUUUGACAUGAAGAAGGUCAGGCGUUUGUGCACCAAGAACCUUUGAAUCUUUAACCUCAUGGUUAGCUAAAGCUUAGUCUUAUGAAUAUUUAAUAUAUUUUUGUCAUAUUUCUUAAAUAAAUAAUUUGUUGGUUAUAGAAAGAAUCUUAUUAUAUAGGAUUAUCCAAAUAAUUGAUGUAGAGUAGAUACUUCAACUAAAAUUAUAAUUAUAAUUGCAUGUUGAGUCAAUCGAGAAGAAGCUAAACUACUCCAUUUGUUGAAAGAGUUAAAAAAUUACUCUUAUACCAAUAUUCCACUACCAAUUAGGGAUGGCAAUGGGGCGGGUUUACCUAAACCAAUUUCCAUCCCCAUUUUCAAAUACUCAAACACACAUACCCGCCACAUACCCAUGCGGGGGAAUGUGUUGCAAACCCAUACACAUACCCGCGGGUUUCGGGUACCCAUGGGUAAUAUCCGCCUCAUACAUCCAACAUUAUUAUACCUAAAAAUUUACACAAUUUUUUUUAAUUAUAACACUAAACGAACCUACUAUAUCAUGAAAUCAACAAAACACGAUCAUAUUCUUAAUACGGUUCAAUGAAUAUGAUCCAAAAACAUUCAUUAAUACAUAAUAUAAAGUACAAUAUUGUCCAAAUUAUUAUGCUCCAACUAUUGAUACAUCUACUAAGUGAUAAUUCACUAAUAUAAUCUUGUUGACAAAGUGGAAAGUCAAAGGAUGAAGGGAGAAUUGAGGGAAAUGAAUUAGAUUUUGAUUAGGAUGGCCAUUCAAUUGCAUUAUCAUUGAUAGGUUACAAUAUGAUUCCACAUAUAUUUUUAUACGUGAAAAAAUUCUCUUGAUGGGCGGAUAUGAGUUUGAUUGUGGCAUCCCUACUACCAAUUGAGUUUGUAUUGAACUUGAUGUUCAUACCAAAGUUUAAUAUAUUUUGUACAAUUAAGCUUAUAAGUUAUAACAUGAGUAAGCACCAUAUACAACGUGCAGUUUUCUCAUUGUCAUUUCCUUUCAUAUUCAAGGAAACUCAUAUAUGUAGAAGGGAGGGAGGGAGAAAGUUGAGAUAAUCGACUCUCUUUAUUUAUUUUUCCUAGUCACUGCAUAGCAAUGUGCAUCACUUUGUCUUUCUUUUAUUUUUUGUCUCCUUCUAAAUAUAGAAAUGUAAAGAAAAACGAUAAGGAUCA